AUGUCCAAGAUUUUGUCACAGAAGAUCAAGGUUGCACUAGUGCAAUUGGCAGCAGGUACACCUGAUAAGGCGUACAAUUUGCAGAAGGCUAAAACACUUAUAGAGAAAGCUGUUCAUGAUGAGCCAAGUACGAAGUUAGUUGUAUUGCCAGAAUGUUUCAACUCACCCUAUGCAACCGAUAAAUUUAGAGCUUAUUCUGAAGUUAUUAGACCUGAUUCAGAAUCCUACAAGGCCUUAUCACAGUUGGCUCAAAAAUUAAAAAUCGUACUAGUAGGUGGAUCAAUUCCUGAAUUAGAACCAGAAACUGAUCACAUUUACAACACCUGUAUGAUAUUUAAUGAAAAUGGUGAACUAUUAGACAAGCAUCGUAAGGCGCAUCUUUUCGACAUUGAUAUCCCUAAUGGUAUAAGGUUUAAAGAAAGUGAUACCUUGAGUGCAGGUGAAAAAAAUACUUUAGUCACAAGUGAAUACGGUAAAUUUGGUGUUGGUAUCUGUUACGACAUGAGGUUCCCAGAGUUAGCCAUGCAAUCUGCACGUAAAGGCGCAUUUGCUAUGAUUUAUCCGGGUGCAUUCAAUACUGUAACUGGACCAUUACAUUGGAAAUUAUUAGCAAGAUCGAGAGCUAUUGAUAACCAAGUCUACACCCUACUCUGCUCACCUGCUCGUGAUUUAGAGAGUAGUUAUCACGCGUACGGGCAUUCAUUGGUUGUUGAUCCAAAAGGUAACGUUCUAACUGAAGCUGGUGAAGGCGAAGAAAUCGUUUAUGCAGAUCUAGAUCCCGAAGCCAUCGAUCAAUUCCGUGCUGGUAUUCCUAUUACGACGCAAAGAAGAUUCGAUAUCUAUCCAGACGUGUCUAAAUAA
This is a messenger RNA of Zygosaccharomyces rouxii, 861 nucleotides long. It is a transcript of the gene NIT3, whose product is annotated as putative hydrolase. NCBI's taxonomy places the organism in Eukaryota, Fungi, Ascomycota, Saccharomycetes, Saccharomycetales, Saccharomycetaceae. Gene Ontology annotation, molecular function: omega-amidase activity. The transcript has a single exon. The record is from RefSeq and is a predicted model, not a curated record. Gene Ontology annotation, biological process: L-glutamine metabolic process; oxaloacetate metabolic process. Gene Ontology annotation, cellular component: mitochondrion. The coding region runs from base 1 to 861 and encodes 286 amino acids.